AUGUUAGUCUCGUUUUCACAUCUAUCUAUCUAUCUAUCUAUCUAUCUAUCUAAGCCCUUUCAAAUUUAUCUAUCUAUCUAUAUAUCUGUCAUUUUCACAUUUUCUAUCUAUCUAUCUAUAUAUAUAUCUAUCUAUCUAAGCCUUUCAAAUCUAUCUCUCUAUAUAUCUCAGUCUUUUCCAUAUCUAUCUAUCUAUCUAUCUAUCUAUCUAUCUAUCUAUCUUCACAUUUUCCGGAAUUUCACCAACGAGACUAACUUUUCAUAUCUAUCUAUCUCAGUCUGUCCAUAUGUAUAUCUAUCUAUCUAUCUAUCUAUCUAUCUAUCUAUCUAUCUAUCUCAGCCUGUUCAUAUCUAUCUCAGUCUGCUUAUAUCUAUCUAUCUAUCUAUCUAUCUAUCUAUCUAUCUAUCUAUCCCCAGUCUGUUCAUAUAUGUCUCAGUCUCUUCAUUGUCUGUCUCAAUCUGUUCAUAUCUAUCUAUUUAUCUAUCUCAGUCAGUUCAUAUCUAUCUAGCUAUUACCUAUCUGUUCAAAGGUAUCUAUCUAUAUUCAUAUCUAUCUAUCUCAGUCUGUUCAUAUCUAUCUGUUAGUCUAACUCUCCGUUUAUUUAAAAGAAAAGAAAAAAAUCCCCCCUGUCUCUGUCAUGAACUCGUAAUAUAUCGGUUAGCUCUUUCAUUAACGAAAAUCUUGGUCUGUCUGUCUAUCUAUCUAUCUAUCUAUCUAUCUAUCUAUCUAUCUAUCUAUCUGUCUGUCUGUCGGUAUAAAAUGGGGAAAAAAUCCCCCUUCUCUCUCUUUCAUAUAAUUCUUCUCUCUUAUUGCUCUUUCCUCACUUCCCUACUUUUCCUCCCUUGUUAUCUCAUGAAACCUCUCUCUCUCUCUCUCUCUGGUCGGUCUAUAUUUAAAAGAAAAAAUGUCCCUCUCUCUCUCUCUCUCUCUCUCUCUCUCUCUCUCUCUCUCUCUCUCUCUUUCAUACAACUCUUUCUUUUCUCUCUUAUUCGUCAUUCCAAUCCUACCCUUCACUUUCUCCUUUCCUACUUUGCCUUCCUUAUAAAGAAAAAAAUAUCCCCCCUCUCUCUUUUAUACAACCUUUCCUUCUCUCUUUUAUUCCUCAUUCCCCCCUUCACUACUUUCCCUUCUUUAUUGUCUCAUGAAGCCUAUCUAUCUAUCUAUCUAUCUAUCUAUCUAUCUAUCUUCUAUCUUACUGAUUGGAAAUAUGAAAUUUAA
This is a messenger RNA of Acanthosepion pharaonis, 1218 nucleotides long. The record is from the annotation of a GenBank genome assembly. NCBI's taxonomy places the organism in Eukaryota, Metazoa, Mollusca, Cephalopoda, Sepiida, Sepiidae.